Messenger RNA from Amyelois transitella, 1612 nucleotides. RefSeq names its product mortality factor 4-like protein 1 (gene MRG15). Lineage: Eukaryota; Metazoa; Arthropoda; Insecta; Lepidoptera; Pyralidae. The record is from RefSeq and is a predicted model, not a curated record. Bases 69 to 1073 code for a protein of 334 amino acids. Gene Ontology annotation, cellular component: NuA4 histone acetyltransferase complex; nucleus. Gene Ontology annotation, biological process: regulation of DNA-templated transcription; chromatin organization. The transcript is spliced from 6 exons.
AAUAAAUCAAAGUGACGCACCGUGAAGCCGCCAUUUGUAAAUAAAUAUAUGAUUUUAUUUUAUUUACAAUGGCACCGAAACUAAAGUUUGCCGAAGGUGAAAAAGUGUUAUGUUUUCAUGGACCUUUAAUUUACGAAGCAAAAUGUUUAAAAAGUUCAGUUACAAAGGAUAAACACGUUCGAUACCUGAUACAUUACGCAGGAUGGAAUAAAAAUUGGGACGAAUGGGUCCCUGAGAGCAGAGUGCUGAAGUACAACGAGGCUAACGUACAGCGACAGAAAGAAGUGCAAAGAGCUCACUCUGCACAGCCUGCUAAAACUAAAAAAACUCCAGCCAAGGGCCGCAAGUCAGAAGCUGCUGCAAACACCACCCCGGCUAGGGAGGAAUCUAGGGCUCCUACUCCAGCAGGCAAGGAGGCGGAGGCGGCGCCCGCGCCCGCCAAGGCCGCCAAGGCGCACAGCAAGGACGCGCCGCCCGACUCGGGCUCUGACCAGCCUAAGAAAAAGCGCGGGCGCCUGGACUUGUCCAUAGAAUCCGAAGAGCAAUACCUCGCCAAGGUCGAGGUCAAGAUCAAAAUACCCGAAGAACUGAAAGUGUGGCUCGUGGACGACUGGGACGUCAUCACAAGACAGCAGAAACUAGCCAUGCUGCCCGCUAAACUCACAGUAGAACAAAUUGUCGAUAACUACCUAGCGUUUAAGAAGUCGAGCAAGUCUCACAACCAAGCAAAAGAAUCCGUUUUAGUAGACAUAACUGAAGGAAUCAAAGAAUACUUCAAUGCAACAUUGGGAUCACAGCUGUUGUACAAAUUUGAACGGCCACAGUAUAGCGAAAUUUUACAAGAAUACCCGGACACACCGAUGGCUAAGAUAUACGGCUCUAUACAUUUAUUGAGACUGUUUUCCAAAAUGGGACCCAUGUUAGCUUAUACGGCUUUAGACGAGAAGUCAUUGCAGCAUGUACUGACUCAUAUACAGGACUUUUUAAAGUAUAUGGUUACAAAUAGAUCGACGCUUUUCAACCUGCAGGAUUAUGGGAAUGCGACGCCGGAGUAUCACAGGAAAGUGCAGUAGUUUUGUGUAGUGUUAUUGUGCUUAAACUUUAUGAAUUGUUUAAUGUAAGCGUUACUGCUGUAUUUGAUAUACUACUAGUUUUUGCUCGCGACUUUAUACACAUGAAUUCGCUUUUUCUCGUUGUCAGAAGUUCGGUAAUUGGCCCUAUCAAAGGAAAUACGUGCCAAAUUUUAUUAUUUUUUAUGUUUUGGUCGUGCAUGAUAGAUGGUCACUUAUGGUCACUCCGUACGAAACAAAAGUUUUGGGGAAUUAUUUAAACGUUGUGGAAAAGAUUUGUGUUUGUUUUUGAUCUUUUCACGAUUUUAUCACUAAAGCAAUUUAUGUACCAAGAAAAUUGAAACAAUUUAGGAGCUUUUACAAACUUUGUAACAACAAUUUGAUUCAUGUGAGUGAAGGCUUAAUAUAUUUUUUAUAAUUAUAAAUUAUAUCAGUUAGAAAAGGCAGUAAAAAUGCUUAUAUUAGAUGUUUCAUAAAGUUUCGGCUGUGGUGUAAGUUUUAAAGUUUGAUAAACUGAGUAAAGUAUGACUGUCUCUUUUUAA